This is a messenger RNA of Eruca vesicaria subsp. sativa (arugula), 1877 nucleotides long. Lineage: Eukaryota; Viridiplantae; Streptophyta; Magnoliopsida; Brassicales; Brassicaceae. The record is from the annotation of a GenBank genome assembly.
CUGGAAUCUGGACCAGAUAAUAUUCGGUUUAGACUUUGAGUAUCUAAGUAAACCGAAACAAAAUCUAAAUAGACCGAAACAGAUACUUAAAGACUAGACCUUUCGGUUGCUCUCUUCUUGUCUUAAAACUUUUCACUUCAGCAACAAAACUACUUCCGUCGCCGCCAUUAUUCUCGUCGGCUGAUAACAACAGUUUAUCUCAGACGAGAAAUCAACGCCUGCGGAGAGAGAAUUAAUUAAUCUUUAUUUCUCUCAUCUAACAAAAUGGCAUCUUCUCUAUCACUUCAAUCCUCCUUCAUACCUUCCUUUGCUGAUUUCCCCGACCGUGUAAGGUUUGAUCAGUAAAAGCUCUCCCAACAGUGUUUCCAUUUUCAAGGUUCCAUCUUUGAACAAGAAGCAGAUCUUGAAUCGGAACCUGUUCAAGCUAAGCUGCGUGAUGGAGAAAAGUAUCGAUGGAAGUAGCCAUUCUGCAGUUAACACCACCCAAGAUUGCUUAAAUGCUGUUAAUGUCAAAGAAGAGGCUAGCAUCUCUACGUUACUGAUGAACUUGGAUAAUAAAUUUGAUCCCUUUGAUGCAAUGAGCACUCCGCUUUACCAAACAGCUACAUUUAAGCAGCCUUCUGCUAUUGAAAAUGGACCAUAUGAUUAUACAAGAAGUGGAAAUCCUACACGGGAUGCAUUGGAAAGUCUCCUUGCGAAGCUUGACAAGGCAGAUAGAUCAUUUUGCUUUACUAGUGGAAUGGCUGCUCUUGCUGCUGUUACCCACCUUCUCAAAGCUGGCGACGAGAUUGUUGCUGGAGAUGAUUUAUAUGGUGGCUCUGACAGAUUACUAUCCCAAGUAGUUCCAAGAUCCGGCGUUGUGGUUAAACGAGUAAACACAACUAGUUUAGAAGAGGUUGCUGCUGCUAUAGGUCCCCGGACAAAACUUGUGUGGGUUGAAUCUCCAACUAACCCCAGACAACAAAUCUCUGACAUACGAAAAAUAGCUGAGAUGGCUCAUGCUCAAGGUGCACUUAUGUUAGUGGACAACAGUAUUAUGUCACCGGUGCUCUCUCGGCCAUUAGAACUUGGAGCUGAUAUCGUGAUGCACUCGGCUACUAAGUUUAUUGCCGGACACAGUGAUUUGAUGGCGGGUGUGCUUUCUGUAAAAGGAGAAAAAUUGGCAAAGGAGUUGUAUUUCCUCCAAAACUCAGAAGGUUCCGGAUUAGCUCCUUUCGACUGUUGGCUUUGCCUACGAGGAAUCAAGACAAUGGCUUUACGUAUAGAAAAGCAACAGGAAAACGCACGGAAGAUCGCAAUGUACUUGUCUACUCAUCCAAGAGUGAAGAAAGUGUACUAUGCUGGUCUACCAGAUCAUCCUGGUCACCAUCUCCACUUCUCUCAGGCAAAGGGUGCAGGAUCAGUUUUUAGCUUCAUAACAGGAUCCGUAGCGCUAUCUAAGCAUCUUGUAGAAACCACCAAGUACUUCAGCAUUGCUGUCAGUUUUGGGAGUGUCAAGUCACUUAUAAGCAUGCCAUGCUUCAUGUCACAUGCAAGCAUACCUGCAGAAGUACGCGAGGCCAGAGGCUUGACGGAAGAUCUUGUCCGUAUAUCUGCAGGCAUUGAGGACGCUGAUGAUUUGAUCUCUGAUCUUGAUAUCGCCUUCAAAACCAGUCCCGUCUAGCUCCACUCUGAGAACAACAAAAAGAUCUCUUUUUCUAGUCUCGUUUUUGUGUGUGUUCCUUAGGUUCUUGAAGGAAGAAUCUGUGCAAGUAACCAGAAAACAUAGUUUGGUGUUUGAGAAUACAUCAAACAAAUAAACUUGUUAUUGCUAAACCUGUAUUCUGAGUUUGUAAUAGACUUCAAAUCCAACAUAAGCAUUAAAAAUUGUCUUGCAA